AUGGAUGUUUUAGCUGGAAGAAAAACCGGUGGAUAUAUUGAGGGAAGUAUUACUAUCUCUGGAUAUCCAAAAAAGCAAGAAACAUUUGCUCGUAUAGCUGGAUAUUGUGAGCAAACUGAUAUUCACUCCCCUCAUGUCACUGUCUUUGAGUCCUUACAAUAUUCCGCGUGGCUUCGUUUACCUCCUGAAGUUGAUUCGGCAACCAGACAGAUGUUUGUUGAGGAGGUGAUGGAGCUAGUGGAGUUGGUUCCAUUAAGGGAAGCCCUUGUGGGAUUACCUGGAGUGAAUGGGCUUUCAACUGAGCAAAGAAAACGGUUGACAAUUGCGGUAGAGUUAGUGGCUAACCCGUCUAUAAUUUUCAUGGAUGAGCCGACAUCAGGACUUGAUGCAAGAGCAGCAGCCAUCGUUAUGAGAACAGUGAGAAACACGGUUGACACCGGUAGAACAGUGGUGUGUACUAUUCAUCAACCAAGUAUUGACAUCUUUGAUGCUUUUGAUGAGUUAUUUCUUUUGAAAAGAGGAGGUGAAGAAAUAUACGUUGGUCCAUUGGGACGACAUUCUUCUCACUUAAUCAAGUACUUUGAGGAAAUCGAUGGAGUGCAUAAAAUCAAAGAUGGUUACAAUCCGGCAACAUGGAUGUUAGAGGUGACAUCAGCAUCACAAGAAGCAAUUCUAGGGGUUAACUUUGCAGAAGUGUACAAAAACUCAGAACUAUACAAGUCAAACAAAGAAAUGAUAAAGGAAAGUAGCAAACCAAUACCCGGUUCUUCUGAUAUACAAUUUCACACUCAAUAUUCACAAUCUUUUUGGACACAAUGUAUGGCAUGUUUAUGGAAACAACAUUGGUCUUAUUGGAGAAACCCUCCGUACACUGCUGUGAGGUUCAUGUUUACAACUUUUAUAGCAUUGAUGUUUGGAACAAUCUUCUGGGAUAUGGGGUCCAAAAGGGAAAAGAAACAAGAUCUUUUCAAUGCUAUGGGUUCUAUGUAUGCUGCUAUACUUUUUAUUGGUGUACAAAAUGCCACAUCAGUGCAACCGGUUGUUUCUAUUGAAAGAACAGUUUUUUAUAGGGAAAGAGCAGCUGGGAUGUAUUCAGCUUUACCAUAUGCUUUUGGACAGGUUGUGAUUGAGAUCCCAUACAUUUUUGUUCAAACUAUUGUAUAUGGGAUCAUUGUAUAUGCAAUGAUUGGAUUCGAGUGGACAAUAGUCAAGUUCUUUUGGUAUCUUUUCUUCAUGUACUUCACCUUCUUGUACUUCACAUUCUAUGGAAUGAUGACAGUUGCAGUAACACCAAAUCACAACUUCGCUGCUAUCAUCUCAUCAGCAUUUUAUGCAAUAUGGAAUCUUUUUUCAGGAUUCAUUGUUCCAAAAACAAGGAUACCCAUAUGGUGGAGAUGGUAUUAUUAUAUAUGUCCGAUUGCAUGGACAUUAUACGGGUUAGUUGCUUCACAAUUUGGGGAUAUAACUGAUAGACUUGAUUCAGGUGAAACAGUUGGAGAGUUUAUCCAUGAUUUCUAUGGUUUUGAAUAUGAUUUUAUAAAAUAUGUCGCGGUGAUUAUUGUGGGAUUCACUGUUCUUUUUGGGUUCAUUUUUGCGUAUUCUAUCAAGGCGUUUAAUUUUCAAAGACGCUAGUGAAAAAGAAUCAAAAGAUCAUGAGGUUCAUCGAAGAUGAACUCAUAGGUAUCAGUUGUAUGUAAAUCAAGAAACUUGUAUCAUGUUUUAGCAUUCUAAUAGUUGAGUUGUAUGUCCUACUGAAUAGAGAGUGUUAUGAGUCGUUUGAUAAAUAUAUGUGGAAAUAGUAGAAUGUAUGUAUGUAUUCGAAAUGAAAAGAAGAAAUUUUGAG
Messenger RNA from Lactuca virosa, 1843 nucleotides. The record is from the annotation of a GenBank genome assembly. Lineage: Eukaryota; Viridiplantae; Streptophyta; Magnoliopsida; Asterales; Asteraceae.